This is a messenger RNA of Melopsittacus undulatus (budgerigar), 877 nucleotides long. RefSeq names its product testis expressed 36 (gene TEX36). The record is from RefSeq and is a predicted model, not a curated record. NCBI's taxonomy places the organism in Eukaryota, Metazoa, Chordata, Aves, Psittaciformes, Psittaculidae. The transcript has 4 exons. The coding region runs from base 1 to 633 and encodes 210 amino acids.
AUGCAAAGCAACAGGCGGGUCCAUCCCAGUGCGCAGCGCACCGUCAACUGGGUGAGGGCCGAGCGGGGGCCCUGCUGCUCCCUCACUGCUAUCCCUGAACUCUGCGCUAGGGGUGAUCGUGGCUUUCAGCCAGGAACGGGGUUCACCCUUCCUAAUGCUGAUGAGGAAAAGUUUGCUCAUAUUGGAGUAGACCAGAAUCAACCCAAGUCAACUACGAGUUCUGCACAAAACCAGGUCCAGAACAGCAAAGCAGCUCCGUACCUUGAGGAGACACUGCCACUAGCACGCAAAGCUCGGGAGCAGACAGCAGUGAAGAACAAUUUCCCGUUUUCCUUUCAUGACAACAAGCACUGCUUGCAGAAUGUAGGAGAGUAUUUUGAUUUUGGUUUGGGCCGCAGGAAGGUGGAACCAGAGAGACGGCAGCAGAACUCCCAGAACUUCUUCCAGUGGGCUCAUGAGCCAGUUCCCAGCAAAGAAGAUGGCUUAACCAUUUAUCAGACCUCAUUUAUGGGAGAUAAAAGCUCUGAGAGCACAAUUUAUAGGCGGUAUCCAAAAGAGCACACAGAAAAGCAGUGUCCUGAGAAACCCAUUCUUGAGAAGGAUAAAAACCUGCAGCCAAACAAGUCAUCUUAAUUACCAACCCACCUUUGUAAUACAGAUAUAUCAUCAUCAUCAUCAGAGCUUUUACUUGAGAUCUAAACUACCUCUUACUCAGAUGGAUGAUGAAAUAAAUAUAUGUAUGAAGUGAAUGUGUUGUGCAGUUGAGAGUUCAUUGAAAUCAACACUCAUGUUACUCUGAAGACAUACAUUACUAUAAAAAUUGUAAUUGAGAGAAAAAGCAUGAUUGUGCAUAGUUUCAGCUGUACUUCUAUUAGGA